CGCCACUUCCGCCGCUGAGCUGGGGGGAGGGGCAGAGCGCGACAGGCAGCAUGGCUGUGCCCGCGGAUGCCGGGAGCGGGACUGCUGCUCCGGCUCGGGCCAAGCGCCCCGCUAAAAAGAAAGCGGGAAACGUGGUGGAUGAAUUGCAGCUUCUCACUGUCCCCGACGGCUGGAAAGAAGCACCCUUUACAAAAGAAGAUAACCCAAGAGGACUUCUAGAAGAAAGCAGUUUCGCAACUCUGUUCCCAAAGUACAGAGAGGCUUACUUGAAAGAGUGCUGGCCACUGGUGCAGAAAGCCUUGAAUGAACAUCAUAUAAAUGCGUCGUUGGAUUUAAUUGAAGGUAGCAUGACUGUCACCACAACUAAGAAAACCUUUGACCCAUAUAUGAUCAUCAGAGCAAGAGACUUAAUAAAGCUUUUAGCAAGAAGUGUUCCAUUUGAGCAGGCUGUGCGUAUCCUUCAGGAUGACAUUAUGUGUGAUAUCAUUAAAAUAGGAUCUCUAGUGAGAAAGAGAGAGAGGUUUAUAAAAAGAAGAGACAGACUUAUUGGGCCAAAAGGUUCUACUCUGAAGGCCCUGGAACUUUUAACAAACUGUUACAUCAUGGUACAGGGGAACACCGUUUCAGCUCUUGGACCUUUUAGUGGGCUAAAAGAGGUUAGAAAAGCUGUUUUGGACACCAUGAAGAAUAUACAUCCCAUAUAUAAUAUUAAGACUCUCAUGAUUAAAAGGGAGCUAUCAAAAUACCCUGAACUAAGAGGACAGGAUUGGGAAAGAUUUUUGCCGCGGUUCAAACACAAGAACUUGAAAAGACGCAAGGAGCCAAAGAAGAAAAAUAUUAAGAAGGAAUACACACCAUUCCCACCUCCACAGCCAGAAAGCCAGAUUGAUAAAGAAUUGGCAAGUGGAGAAUAUUUCUUGAAAGAGAGCCUGAAAAAAAGAAAGAGAGUAGAAGAGAAAAAGGCAAAACAAGCAGAAGCCAUUAGUAGAAGACAAGAGGAAAGAAACAAAGCUUUCAUCCCACCCAAGGAAAAGCCAGUUGUAAAGCCUAAGAAAGCUUCUACUGAAACAAAAAUUGAUAUUGAAGCUAUCAAGGAAAAGGUAAAGAAAGCAAAAAAGAAGAAGCUGGGAGCACUUACAGUGGAAGAAGCCAAACUAAAAAUUGCAGCAGAUGAAAAGAAAAAGAAAAAAAAGAAAUGAUUUCUUUGAGGACCAACAUUUUGUACUGUAUUUUGCAAAGAAACUUUUUGUACAUAGAAGGUAUAGGGCUGGGGUUAUCAGCAAUGCUAUGCUGCCUUGGAAUACAGAAGAAAAGACUAAAGAAUACACUCUCUUUCUGGUAUGCACAUGCUGGGAAUUUAUGAACAUAAAACAAGUUUUAAAAUCUUCAAAGCCUGAAAAGAAAAUAUUUUAGUUACGUAGGGGGUGACAAAGCAGGUAUGAGAAAGUAAAAUAGUAACUUUUUAUUCAUUUUAUCAUCUUGGGAAUGAUCCAGACUUUAUAGCAUAAUACAAACAUCAGGAUGGGCAUUCAGAUGCAUAAUAUGAAUCAAGAAGUCAUAAGAAUUUGAUGAGAACAUUAUUUACAGGAAGCAUUUCUGUAAGGGUGAGGCAGAAUACAACAUGUAUGAAGAUAACAUUUGUAUGAACAUUUAAGUAGAUUUGUAGUAUUUGUUUCUGUCAGAGCUAAUAAUUAUUUUUGCAUAACUGUGUUGGUGUUUUAAUACAAUGUUACGUCCCUUUUACCUAUUCAUCUUUUGCUCCUUAUAACAUGAUUGAAUGGUAUUGCUUUCUAACAGUCCCUGAAAACAUAUUGCUCAUUUUGUGGAAACAGAUUUGAAGCAAACUAAGUAUUUGGAAAAAACGUAACGUUCAGUAAAAACCUAGUUCAGUGAGAUUUCACACCUUGAGCUAA
Molecule: messenger RNA, 1913 nt
Organism: Alligator sinensis (Chinese alligator)
Lineage: Eukaryota; Metazoa; Chordata; Crocodylia; Alligatoridae
Gene: KRR1
Product: KRR1, small subunit processome component homolog
Exons: 10
Coding region: 51-1199 (382 amino acids)
Cellular component (GO): nucleolus; small-subunit processome
Molecular function (GO): RNA binding
Source: RefSeq, a predicted model, not a curated record